Mycotypha africana is the source of this 372-nucleotide messenger RNA. RefSeq names its product ParB/Sulfiredoxin. Gene Ontology annotation, biological process: cellular response to oxidative stress. The record is from RefSeq and is a predicted model, not a curated record. NCBI's taxonomy places the organism in Eukaryota, Fungi, Mucoromycota, Mucoromycetes, Mucorales, Mycotyphaceae. The transcript is spliced from 4 exons. Bases 1 to 372 code for a protein of 123 amino acids. Gene Ontology annotation, molecular function: sulfiredoxin activity. Gene Ontology annotation, cellular component: cytoplasm.
AUGUCGCUGCCCCUCGUCGUUGAUGAAGUCUUGCAGGAAGUGGAUAAUUUUUCCAUACAUGGAAACGCGGUCAAAGACGUUUAUGAUGUACCAAUGUCUGCUAUCAAUCGACCUAUACCGUCGAUAUUGGACAGGGAAAAGGUAGAAAACAUGAAGACCAUUCUGCAGAUCCCUGAUAGAGAGAAGGAAUUGACACCUAUCGAUGUUCAUCAUGUGCAGUAUCAAGGAAAAGACUAUUAUUUUGCUUUUGGUGGCUGUCAUCGAUGGGCAGCGAACAAGGAGUUGGGCAGGGAAACGAUUAGAGCCAAAUUGAUAGACACACCACCGAGUAUGAUAUCAAAUUAUCUUGGCGCUUCCUCACCAUUUAAAUAA